AUGGCCACAGCAUCAUAAUGAUAGUAUUAAGAGGUGUAUUGAUUCAGGUAGGACACCACUAAAGGUCUAGGGGUGAAUCUGGUAAAAACACAUAAUAAUGCAAAGGUUAAAAAGGUUAAAAAGCACAAUAGCCUCCCCUGUAGCCACCGCCCUUUAAGGUAAAAUAAAGAAUCGAGCUGGUAAACCGGCAGCGUUAAGACCCAGCGGUACGCGGAUGGUCUGUGUACACGCGCGUGCUGCUGUAGUCCACGCGCUCGUGCUACACAGCUAAAGUCGCGCCUGUCAUCCGAGUGCAAUCCGAGCCAUGGCUGCGAACCGGGUGGGUAGACGGUAUAACAAUAAAGUGCACUCACCGAGCAGAGGGUCUGGCCGGGAGUCAGGACUGACUGUACAGAAGAGACAAGCCCGAGUUACUGUGAAAUAUAACAGAAAGGAGCUGCAGAGGCGCCUGGAUGUGGAGAAGUGGAUAGACGCGGGGCUAGACGAGCUCUAUCUGGGCAGGGAAGAGCACAUGCCAGAGGAGGUGAAUAUUGAUGAGCUUUUGGACCUACAGAGUGAUGAGGAAAGAACCAAAAGGCUCCAGGAUAUUCUCCACUCUUGUAAUACCAACACAGAAGCAUUUAUUAAAGAGAUGGUCCUGAAGCUUCACGGGCUCCAGAAACAGGAAGAUCUCCACAAUGACGGAAUAGAACAUCCUCAGCUGCACAUCUUCCCCAAUCGCCAAAACUCUACCAAUUCUGAGAUACUUUAAGAUGCACUAACAGCGCCCCCUGCUUGUACUGACAGGAAUUUUCCCGUUUAAUCCUACCACUGACCCACCUCUGUUUAGUUUGGUUGUGAUUUUAACCAAGACUGCAAAUGAAAUGCAUGCAGAGAAUUCAGACGGAACAAAUGCAGCACCAUAUAAAACCAACACACACACACACACACACACAGACACACACCUAUUUAUUGUUAUUGACUUUUAAUAUGAACAUUAAAGUCUAGUUGUAUAAACCAAGUUUCACAACUAGAUAAGACUGACAUUUUCUUUAUUUGUGAGUUUUCAGAUGUUUUUACUAAAUGGAGGAGGUUUAAAUGGCUUGUAAAUUGUCUUCACAUGGUCCUUGUAUGAAUUGUGUGACUUUUCUGCUUUUUUUGUGGUAACCGCAUUAAUUUCUAUGCCGUGUUGAAUCUUUGGUUUUGUAGACUUAAACUAUGUAACGUGAGACCUUGGAAUUAUAAGUGUUUAAUUUUUUUAUAUAUAUAUUAGAAAAACACAUACAGAAAACAGAGACAUUUGUGCACAAAUUCCAGAUUGUAGACUAUUUUUUGCCAGCAAAACAGCAAUAAAUUUACAUCACAACAGAAUACUGUUUUUCAGUCAUGACAGUUAAAAAAUAUAAUAAUAGUAAAAUCAUAACAUUAUAGUAAAAACAUAACAUAAAAAAUACGAAUAAAUAAUUGGUCAUAAAAGGGGACUUUUUAGCUUAAAUGUCUAAAGAGACAUCAAUACGUUAUACAAAACUGUCAGCCUUAUCAAAUGUCUUUAAGGAGCCUAUGAGUAAGCAUACAAUUUUUUCGAGAUUUAUACAAGUUAACAUUUUUCACAUUUAUUAUUUAACAUUUAUUCCACAUAUAUUAGAGAGAGGUGGUGAAACCUUUUUAUUUACUGUUUAUAGUUUAUAGACAAUUUAUAUGAACAGAAAGUAGAUUUGGAUAAAAGGAUGUGCUGAAGGCAGCCUUUGUCUCUUAUUUUAUUUCAUAAAUUAGUUAUAAAUAUAUACUUUAUAAUAUUUAUGAUAACAUAUUUAUCAUUUAUAAAUGCAAAAAUGCAAACAAAUGUACAGCAUGUAAGGAGGAUCCACACAAAUAUAUUAGUGAAUUAAUACGUUUAUCAUUUUUAUAAUCUAAACUUUACAUCUCAUUUAAAAUAUAGAUUAGACCCUUUUAAUUCCAAGCUCUUGCACAGCUCUUGUCAUAAAUACUUCACUGUUUCAAGCUCAACAACCCACAGGCACAAACUGUUCAAGUAACUCUGUGCUCACCUGAGCUGUUGAAAUGCUGGUUUGAUCAUGGUCAUUUUACUGUGAAGAACCAAAGAUUUGUUUCAUGUUUUUGUGUAUUUAAAGUAUUCAUGACUACUUUGUUUGUCCUAAUUGUUUUAUUGUUAUUACAAUUUUAUUCUUUUUUGACAUUGGGCAUGAGGUAAAGUUUAAAGUGGGAGGAAACUAAAGAACCCAGAGGAAAAACAUGAAGGAGAGAACAUGUGAUCAUCCACAAAGACAAUAAACUGAAGCUGUGAACCGGCAGUGCUAUCAA
Molecule: messenger RNA, 2301 nt
Organism: Silurus meridionalis
Lineage: Eukaryota; Metazoa; Chordata; Actinopteri; Siluriformes; Siluridae
Gene: ppp1r14ab
Product: protein phosphatase 1, regulatory (inhibitor) subunit 14Ab
Exons: 4
Coding region: 305-751 (148 amino acids)
Biological process (GO): regulation of phosphorylation
Cellular component (GO): cytoplasm
Molecular function (GO): protein serine/threonine phosphatase inhibitor activity
Source: RefSeq, a predicted model, not a curated record